AAGUGUAUUCGCGUCGGCGGUAAACACUGCGAUCUGACGACCGUUGGAACCGAUGGCAGACAUCACACGUUCUUCGAGAUGUUAGGCAAUUGGUCUUUUGGUGAUUACCAUAAAAAAGAGUCGUGUCGUAUGGCAUGGGAUCUAUUGACACAAGUGUUUAAACUGGAUGUCAACCGAUUGGUUGUCACGUAUUUUGGAGGCGAUAAACAGUUAGGUUUAGAACCAGACUUUGAAACCAGAGAUAUUUGGCUCCAAAUUGGUUUAGCCAAAGAUCGUGUCAUACCGUUGGGAUCCAAAGACAAUUUCUGGGAAAUGGGCGAAACCGGUCCGUGCGGUAUAUGUACUGAAAUACACUACUUAUUAGAGCCCACGAUAUCAACAAAUGCGGACCAUUUGAUGAAGAAUUGUAUUGAGAUCUGGAAUCUUGUUUUUAUUCAAUACAAUAGAGACAUAAACGGAAAGUUAGAACCAUUGCACAGGCAUUUCGUUGACACCGGUAUGGGGUUGGAAAGGAUUGUAUCAGUGGUUCAAAAUAACAGUCACUCUAAACCUUAUGGACACAGUAUUGCCGAUCCGUUGGACAUAUCGUACCGAAUACUCGCAGAUCACUCGCGAAUGUAUACCAUAGCCAUCAGCGAUGGCCUUAAUCACUCUAAACCUUAUGGACACAGUAUUGCCGAUCCGUUGGACAUAUCGUACCGAAUACUCGCAGAUCACUCGCGAAUGUAUACCAUAGCCAUCAGCGAUGGCCUUAAGUCUAGUUAUAGGGGAACCGGAUUUAUAUUAAGAAAAAUAAUCCGCAAAUCUAUUGGAAUCGCUGGCAAUGAUUUCGGGGUUUCCGAUCCCCGACUCCUUUUGCACGAACUCUCGGCCAUCACUGCAGACAUAUUGGGCGAAGCGUUUCCCGAAUUACAUCAUAACAUCCAAAUUGUGGACAAAACUAUUGAUGAAGAGUUUGACAAAUAUCAAGCAGUCGUCUCACAAAAUAGACGUCUAGUCAGAGCUCUAACGCGAAUUGAUAUUAAAUAUUCAAUUAAUUUAAGUCAAGAAAUCACCCAAAAAUUGCAGACAAUUAAUGAAGAAAUAGAUGUUAAUUUCAAAGAGAACUCUUUGAGUAAACAAUUUUUAGAUUCAAACCGAAACUCUUUGCAUGAUAUCAAAGAUAUCUUAAAUUAUUUUGGACACAAACCGGCGGCUCUUUUCCAAACCUCUGCCGACGGCAAAGAAUUUUAUAUUCAGACAACUGUUCCAAACGAGUACCAGAAGUAUCUCAAAGCAAACGAAUGGUUGUCUCAUAUAUCAGACAAACUUAAAAGUUAUGAACUUUUAUCUAAUAAACGCACGAAUAAGAAGUGUUUACUGAAGUCAACAUCAAUGCAACAAAUGGAUGAAGCGUCAUACGAGUUUUAUAACCAAAUGAUCGAUAAAGUGAGCGAUAAGAUCGAGGAAUGCGUCCAAAGGGGCGACCAUUUGAUGGUUUCGGGCGUUGAGGCGAAACCCAUGGAAACCCAAAUGAAUAGAUCUGAAGAGGAAGUGGUGUCAAAAGCGCAGUCUAUGUUCGAAGCGAAACGAUUGUCUCGACAAAGUGGCCAACAAUUAGUACCAAACGAUGCGAUCGAUACACAGCUGACUGUCGUGGAAGAGGUGUCGUUGGAGGUGACGGACGACCACCAACUGAAUGGCACCCAAUACUUGUGCGAUACUCCUUCCCAAAGAGUGGACAACACGUUAACUAACUAUGAAUUUACGCCAAACUUUGAGAACUUUACCCAAAGAACUCCCUCUAUAUUUAACUUUAACACCAAUUCAUUCAACACUUUCCGUACGACACGUUUCGACGGCGUUUCGCCGCUUUCGAUGAACGACACGGCUUUGCGAUCCGAACUGUCGUUAACUGAUUUCAAUUCGUUUGAGUCGACCGUAACUGAUGAUCAAAAAGUGAUAACCGCCUCAACGCCUGUUAACGCCAAUCGUUUGAGUUCUGUUGACAUUCAGAGGCCUUCAAAGCGUAUUUCAUCGAUCAAUCCAUACUUCAGUCCUCGCGCCGGAAGGCCUUCACUCGUAAACGUUCAAAAUUUAUUGGAAAACAUGACUAAUAACCGGAAAAAGUCAUGUGUGGCCACAAAUUGUGAUUCAAAAACAGUUGUCAAUCAAACAAAUAGUAAAAAUUGUGUCAAUAAAAGCAAAAAGAGGAAAAAAGCGGACGAAAGGAUUAGCUGUAAGUCCAUCGAGUCGUCGGAUAUGUCGGACUCGACGUGCAAUCUGUCGACACGGAGUAGUCGUCGCCAACGAAAAGCAGUCUCUUAUAAGGAGCCGUCGCUUAUGUCUAAACUUCGCCGAAGCGAUGAUUGAUUGACAGUCGGUUUAGUGACAAACGUUUUGCACGGAUUAUCUCAUUAUACAUAUACAGUAUUUCUAAUAUUUUUAGUGCCCUUUGUUUAAAUUUUUCAUUCAAAUCUCUUAUUUUAUAAACGAGUUUUACUUCAGAAUCACUUUAUUUUUCACAUGUAUUAUACGGCAAAAACAUUUCAUAGAAAAUAAAACAUGAA
Molecule: messenger RNA, 2549 nt
Organism: Medioppia subpectinata
Lineage: Eukaryota; Metazoa; Arthropoda; Arachnida; Sarcoptiformes; Oppiidae
Source: the annotation of a GenBank genome assembly